Populus trichocarpa (black cottonwood) is the source of this 1641-nucleotide messenger RNA. RefSeq lists its product as uncharacterized. Gene Ontology annotation, cellular component: cortical microtubule. Lineage: Eukaryota; Viridiplantae; Streptophyta; Magnoliopsida; Malpighiales; Salicaceae. The transcript has 5 exons. The record is from RefSeq and is a predicted model, not a curated record. The coding region runs from base 168 to 1391 and encodes 407 amino acids. Gene Ontology annotation, biological process: cortical microtubule organization.
GAAGACAUUGCCGGCCAUGGCUCCACUUGGCAGUCCCUACAUUCACCUUCUUAUAUUGGAAUAUACGUUGCCACUUCGUAAGUAGUGAACCCGGCAUCUCUAUCCUUGCAAGCCGUUUCAUUACCUUCAGGAAUAGCAAGCUGGUUUCAAAGUGAACGCACAAAAUUAUGAAAGGUAGCAGCAGGAAAGUCCCAGGCAUGCCAUUCAUCAAAGGAAGGAAGGACAGAGAUGAGGAUCUUCUUCUGUUCAAGGAAUUGCAAAGACGCGAAAAAGACCGGCUUGCCUGUCUCCUUCAGCCUGUUUCUGAUGAGUUUGAGCCUAAUAUUGCUGGGAAUCAUACACUCUAUAGAAUUGCAUCUGGCAGGAAAGGUUCUGUAUACGAAUCGUUUGGCGAAAACGAUAAAAAUGAUUAUGACUGGUUGAAAACGCCGCCAGCAACUCCUCUGUUCCCUUCCCUAGAAAUGGAAGCGAACGCCCCGGGAAAUAUUGUCCAACGGGAGAUACCGAUAAUUCAACCUCUCUCGAGGUUUGCAGACAAUACAGACGCAUUGAAGGGAAGUACUGUAACACUAAGGACUCCAAAUUCAAAACCUAAUAGGAUCCCUCAAAGAUCAGUAACCCCAGGUCAAAAACAAAGAAUCUCAACAUCAACUGAAAAUAAGAACAGCAAGGUAGCAGCACAAAUUCUGAACCAGAAAAUGGCCCAAUUCACAACAGAUCCGAAUAGAAAAACAAAUGUGAUUGCAAACUCAGCCAAACCCACUAACCAAAAAUCAAGUCAAACCAAUUUCCUGUCCUCGAACCUUUCCAAGGAUAUAAAAACAAAGCCUGAAAAUAGAGGUGUGUCGCCUUCUGUCAGGUCAACAAUUGCAGCUCAAAUUCCAGGAUUUUCCAAUGACACGCCUCCUAAUCUUAGGACAGAUCGUGCAACUUCUGCUACUAGGGGCAGACCUGUUGCAGCCAAUCCAACAGCGUCAGUUCGUCAAAAACAAGACCCCGCUCCAAGGCCACGAAGGCAAUCCUGCUCACCAAGUGUGACAAGGGGUCGAAAAGAGAGCAAUGAAGAAAACUUGACCACUUCAAAAGGGAAAACUGUAACAGGAAAUAAUGGAGCUCAAAUUUUCGGAAGCAGAAUGGUAGACAAGGUAAUGAAUGCUAGAAAAUUGGGAGCUGAAGAAAGAGAAGCCAAGCCAAAGCAGCAAAGUGCUACUAAAUCUGCUAAUAGUAGUGCUAAUGCAAGUCCUAGUCAUGGUUUUGGCAGGAUGAUGACGACGACUAAGAGCCAAAUGGACAUGGCUUUCAAGCAUAUGGUGAUAGCAAAAGAUCGGAUCAAUUCUCGUCACCUUGGCAUUACCUCUGGCAGAAGCUGUGGCCAGAAUGAGCUCGACUAGAAUCAAACGUUUGCUAUUUGCAUAUGUAUAUGUAAAAGCUAAGAAGACAUGCAAAACUUAAAAGAAUUCUGGGAUUUUAGGAGAAUUUAUUAAGUAAUGAUAUACUUUACGAAGCUUUUUUCCUUAACAAAAAAUAAGUUUUCGGAGCCAAAACUUUUGUUCUUUUGUUUUUCUACAAGUCCAUGAAACAUUUAAUUUGUAAAGCGGGUGAAAUUUUAUUUUUGUUGCGGCAAAUAUAUCCUUGAAUUUU